Molecule: messenger RNA, 2194 nt
Organism: Spinacia oleracea (spinach)
Lineage: Eukaryota; Viridiplantae; Streptophyta; Magnoliopsida; Caryophyllales; Amaranthaceae
Exons: 3
Coding region: 1257-1970 (237 amino acids)
Source: RefSeq, a predicted model, not a curated record
CACAAACAUCAUUCAAGUCCACUUGGGGUGGGUAUUUCGGAUUUCCGAUCCGAUUCGAUUAAAUUUUAUCCGAUAAUUUUUGGAUUGUAAAAUUUUGAUCCGGAUCUGAUAGAAUUUUUUUGAGAUUUCCAAUCCGAAGUAUCCAAUUUAAUUUAAAAGUAUUCGAGUCAAAUAUCCAGCUUUUCAGGAUAUUUCGAUAAUCCGAUUUUUUCGGAUAUUUCGAAAUCCAUUUUUUUCGAAUAUUUCGGGUAUCUGUCUUUUGCCGGACAUUCCGGAUUAUCAGGAGCAAAUAAAGUUGAUUGUUUGAAAUAUUCUAGUCUUAUAUGCACGUUAUGCGUGCUAGAUUAUAUAAAGACUAAAAAUGGUGUUAUGACAACUGAUGACAACAAAUAAUAUGCUAGAGAAAUUGUUCAAAAAGUUCAUAUGAAGAAAAUUAGAUAUAAUCACUAGUGAAAAGCAUUUACAUAGUUAAACAAUGUAAUACACAUUAUAUGACGAAAAAACUAAAUUGUAGUACUAAAGUAAAGGAAAUUAACAUAUAAAUAGUGUGUUUCUUAGAGAAAUUGAAAAAAAUGAUUUCGAAAAUUGAUUGACUUUUUUCUUAGAGAUCGAAAUUGGAAAAAAUGAUUUCGAAAAUUAUGUUUUGAUAGAGAGUAGAGAAAGAAUAUCGUUUGGUACGUGGAUUAUUUGGACCGCAACAUUGAGCGUCGUUCCACCAUUAAUUAAUUAAGCUUAGUAGGGCGAACCGCGUGUUCGAUCCACCACAACACUUGGAGAGAACUACAACCUAUCCACCCAGAACUCGCCCCAAAUCCGGAAUAACCACUAAGGAUGAACCGGGUGGUAACAAGAAAAAAAAAAAAAAGUCUUAAUUAACUACCCACAAAAAAAUAAUUAACUACCCUAAAAAAAAAAAAAAUUAAAAAGAUAUCUCCAUUCUUAACAUACUCUUGGAAGACUUCGGUUAAGAAAGUGGUUCGUUGUUUUCUUCAUGACUUCAUUCCUUUUUUCAUUCUUUCUUCUUUCUUUCCAUUAAAGUCCCUUUCCUUUUCUUUCCCUCAAACCAAAGAGCCUCUUAUCUUACCGGUUAUGAUUCCGUGAGAGGAUUUUAAAUUUUCUUUUUCCUCUUUGUAAAUUUUUUAACUCAAAAGAAGGGAUAUGAGUAAGAUUUUUAGAAGUAUGAAAGGAAGUUAGAAAAUUAAUGGAGAUUAGCUAGUUAUAAUUAGGAGUAUUUGAAUGUGAUUAGAGAACCAGAAAUGGGGGCCUCUACAAGCAAAGUUUUAAGUGACAUUGGUUCUCUGGCCGGAAACGUAAUCGCAACUCCAUUUAAAUCCAUCUUUGGUCGAUCAUGCCAAGACGUGUGUGAUGGAAGAUGGGACGUCGUUUGUUUUAUCGAGCACAUCUGCAUAGCCGACUUGGUGAAAUUUCUACUUGCUUGUUGUCUCUUAUACAUAUGCCUAGUUUUCGUGUACUUAUUAUAUAAGUUGGGAUUAUGCCAAUGCAUAGCAAAGACCCUAUGUAAGCUAUGUUGGGCUGUUUGUGAAACUUCAUGGUUGACACUAGACUACAUUUGUUGUUUCUGUUGGCAUAAGAUCCGGUACACCAAACGAGUUUAUCGUGGCAGACGACGUCGUCUAAGGCGACAACUAAGUAGGGAUGUUGAGUUGGGCUACAUUAGUACAUCCUCUAUUUCAGCUGACGAGGGUGGUGGUUUCAAUGACUAUGGUUCGAGUCUUGGUCGAAAGCGUAAGUCGUGGAGAGAGACAAGAAGACGGCGAAGAAUGCACCAUUGUAAGAGUGUAAGGUUGAAGAAAGGACAAGUUUCUGUUCAUUUGAAAGGUAAGUCACGUAGAAGAAGGAGGAGAAGGAGAAGAAGAAGGAAUCAACUUAAUGAAGUUGAAAUGUCAAGUUUGAGAAAGAGUAGAAGAAGAAGUAAUACUAUCAAGUUUAAGAAGCAAAGGACAAGAUGAUAAAUAACAUCUUUGGAUUAUUAUUUAGUUAAAUUAAUCUCCAAAUGCUUAAGUCAAAACUUCAUGGGUUAGGGGAACUGAUUUGUAAAUAAUGGGAGGAUUGUUCAUGUUUUUUUUUUGUUGCGUAUGAGCCACAAGGUAAUAUAAAUUUUAGGUUUUUGUAUGUGUUUAAUAACAGGUAUUGGAGUAAGGAUUGAUUGUGAUUAAGUCAAAACCACAAUGAU